Messenger RNA from Mesitornis unicolor (brown roatelo), 1635 nucleotides. It is a transcript of the gene BBS10, whose product is annotated as Bardet-Biedl syndrome 10. The transcript has a single exon. Gene Ontology annotation, biological process: chaperone-mediated protein complex assembly. The record is from RefSeq and is a predicted model, not a curated record. The annotation marks the transcript as partial. Lineage: Eukaryota; Metazoa; Chordata; Aves; Mesitornithiformes; Mesitornithidae.
UACUGCCGCCGCUGCGCUCCGGGCGCCGCUCCUCCCGGCCCGCAAGUGCUGAGCCUCCUCGGUCGCCGCUUCGCGGAGCUGCACGCCGCCGUGGCCGGUCUCCCCGUGGCGAGCUCCAGGGUCCUGCCCGGCCUUAUCCUCCGCAGGGACUUUGCGGCCUACUACCCGGUGAAGGGGGACUUACGGGCCCUGCUUGUCACCGAGCCCCUUCGGCCCGCCCUCGCUGCCUCCGGCGUCGAGUUUGUUGUCGCCUCCGAGGGUCAGUACCAGGCCUCCCUGCACUGGAUCGAAAAGAGGACAGAAGCCUUAAUGAAACACUUUCAGAGCAACAACAUCAAGUUGUUGCUGUCGAGCGUGAAGCAAGAGGAAGUGGUUAUCUCCUAUGCAAAACUAUACGGUGUAUCAGUGGUAGAGUGCUUAUCGUCAGAGGAAAUAGCCCUUAUCUGUGAAAUCACAGGAGUCUCGCCUUACACACCUUUUGGUGGCAACGUGCACGGAGAAAUCACUGAAACCGCAGUGGCAACCUUUUGCCAGCCCUUGCUGCUGGGCUCAAAGAGAUGUGUUCACAUUGGCUUCGCCAGCCUGGGCACCUUUCAGCCCCAUUGCCUAAUUCUUUGCGGGCCAGUGGAUGGUGUUAACAAGCAGCAUGCUGCUGCUUUACAAGGGGCGUUUACAAUGCUGCAGCAGCUCUUUAAAUCAGUUGAUCAGAGGGAGGAGUGUAAAGCAGAAGGUGAAAGCCAGAAUGAAGCAGCAGAUGUUUGCAGUUGGCAUUCUUCGGCUACUCAAAAGCAACUCAUGAUAGAAAAUAAUUCUUGUAACAGUAAUCAGGUUUCUGAACAGCAGCUGAAAGCACAUAGGGGUGAAACAGAGACACAAACUGUAGGUCCUGAUUUGCAGGGAAGUGAAAAUCCAGCAGGUGUGCAAACGGACUUGCAAAUACCAUCAAAUCCCAUCUCGCACAUCAAAGAGUUCAGUGUUGUCGCUGAAGGGGAUGGCUCUUCAAGAGAUGUACAGAAACAGCAUGCAAAAUGCCAGCAUCCAGGUGACAUGCAUGAGAAUUAUAAAAGUGAUUCACUUGUGGACAGUGAAAAGGACUACAGCACUGCUGUAUCAGCAGCUCAUGUAGUCAGUGCCUGUGAACGCCUAGAUGUUGGCAAAGAUCUGGAGAAAACAAAUUGCAAUAUAGCUCCAUUUAGACACGAAAAGAGUUGUGUAAGCAUUGCGCAGAAUUAUUCCAGCUCCCUCAUAGAAGCAGGGUCAGUUUUGCCAGCGGGAGGUUACUUUGAGGUCCUGUUACAUUAUUAUAUUCUGUACUACGCAAAACAGCUUCAGCAGUCAGAGGUAACUGCCAUAGCUCAUGUAGUUGCUGAUGCUUUGCUAAGUAUUCCCAGGUCCUUGUACAGGACAACGGAACGCAACGGCUUUGCCAAAUUCUAUCUUGAAGUCACAAAUGCACUCAGAAAAAAUCAGCCACUGCCUGUGACCGAGAAAGGCUUAGAGUCUGUGUAUUGCAAAUACCAGUUGGUCAUUUCAGUGCUUCAUUGUGUUACAGAGCUGCUCUCCAUAGAUCUGAUACUUGGUGUUAGGCAGCCGCUGCAAAAAACUGAGGCUUAUGACUCAGAAGAUGACUUCUGA